UUUUUCUUCGCCAUUAAGCCAAGAAUCCAGAACAUAAGCGAACCAAGAGAACCAGAUCAGGAAGAAAAGAAAACCCCCCCAAAACAACAAAGUAUUGGAGGACUGCCUCAGAAGAAGAAGAAGAAGAAGAAGAAGAAGAGACGAAGGCAAUGGCGUUGCAGUGGAUGAUACUGACGUACGUGGUGGCAGCAGAGGCUGCCGUAGCAAUCCUCUUGACGCUUCCAUACCCGAAGCUCCUCAAGAACCGCUUCGUUUCGUUGGUCUCUCUCAUCCUCCAACCUGCGCUUUUCAUCGUACCCUUUGCUGGGUUUCAGCUCCUAGAUAUCUAUUGGAAGAACGAACAUCGGUUGAUGUGCACGUCUGAGAUCUGUACUGCAGCUGAGAGAGAUCGCUAUGAGAAAUCUAUCUACAAAGCUCAAAGGAAUGUAAUUCUAUGUGCUACAGCAUGUCUACUUUAUUGGUGUAUUCACCGUGUUUGUAAAUAUCACAAGGAGAUUGAACGUUUGGAACAAGUGGAGAAGAGGUACAAGGAUCAGUAGCUUUCUCAUACGUAAAUGAAUUAGAUGGAGUGGACGAAUUUGAUGUCACUCAACUUUGUUUGAAGAAUUGAAGCUACUUGUAGAGAUAUUUGUCAUGUUAUGGAUUUUUGGUAUCCAAUCUGCUUUCGUGAUGUUUUCUUAGUAGCUUAAAGCUUCAGAUUUAUCUUAUUAUAUUUUUCAACUAUUGCAUGAUGUAUUAUGAGAUUCUGCAGAGUUCUCUUUGUUUAUUUAUUAGUUUCAUGCUUAUUUUAAA
Molecule: messenger RNA, 792 nt
Organism: Ziziphus jujuba (common jujube)
Lineage: Eukaryota; Viridiplantae; Streptophyta; Magnoliopsida; Rosales; Rhamnaceae
Exons: 4
Coding region: 150-539 (129 amino acids)
Biological process (GO): endoplasmic reticulum to Golgi vesicle-mediated transport; intracellular protein transport
Cellular component (GO): endoplasmic reticulum; endoplasmic reticulum membrane
Source: RefSeq, a predicted model, not a curated record